GUUGUUUAAUUGUUUAAGUAAAUUGCAUUGAUAAUUUAGUAUGGGUGUCGUAUAUAUAUAAAACUUACUAAAACUAAACAUGAACUAUUUGCUAAAGUUAAGAAAUAUUUAUACUCUAAAGAACACGCUAAACUCAAAAAACGCGAAUAUAUUUAUAGCAUGUAUCUACAAUGAUUUUCAAUUUCAAGUGCAUUUGGUGGCCUAUUCAUAAUUUAGUGUGGGUGUCGCAUGUAUAAAUAUUACUCAUAAUGAACAAUUUGCUAAAGUUAAGAAAUAUUUAAACUUUAAGGAAGACUCAAAAGAAACCAAAUAUACGUAUUGAUAACAAAGGUUUUGGGUGUCGCUAAAAGUAAAACUGAUUACAAGUGCAUUCGGUACGCUGAUAAAAUCGUGAUACUUAUUUUGUUAUUGUUAUGUGUGUAGUUUUCAAAAUUUCGCAAGUGUAAAUAAACUAAAAAGUGUUUAAAUAAGUGAAUAAUUAAUUCAAAACAGUUUAAAUAAAACUAUAUGUUAUUUUACAUGUUAGCAGCUUCACAUUUUAGAAGUUCUGCGCUGGAUAUCUUCAGUACGUUCUCGUGUAAUACUCCAACAGUAAUGUGCAAUCAUAAGCUCAUCCCAGCGACCUGGUUGGAUUGUCCAAAUAGUGUACUUCUAUGCUUAUGAUUUUAGAGGUUUGGUACUAACUAUCCAAGGCCAGUCUUUCUUGAUCCAGUGGUCUUGCUUUGCUCUACUGUACCACGGAAAUUUAGUGUACCCAUGUUGUCCAGUUUUAAAACGCCAUUUGGAGCUCCGAAUACUUUAAUAAUAAUUAUUUUUAAAAGCAAAUACAGUGGAACUUUCAUAACUCGAAGAUCUCCAUAAUUCGAACUUUUGAACGGGCAAUAGCGUUAAGAAAUCAAAUUUCAUACAAAUUUCCUUCCAUAAAUCAAACUUUUGGACAAGGACAAAGUAAACAAGUAGACAGCAGCAAAAUAUUUCAACAAUGGAUAUACGAACUACCUGCUGACCAUGCUGUGCAAUAAAAAGUUUUACUAUAAAAGGACCGAGCACUUUGCCACCUAGCAUCAUUCCUUCAGAUCAUAACACAGCAGGAAUAACUCUCAAAAUUAACAGAGCAAAAAAAAUUAAAAAUGUACCACGAUACUAAAUCAGGCACCAUCUCAUAUACGGUCAACGGAUUCUCGCCAAAAUGUGACCACUUGCCACAGCCAACAGCUUCGACGUAUUUUCGACCAUGGAACGCACAGGAAAACGAAACUACAACAGCCACAACAUCAACCGACUCGAUGGUAGAUCAGGUGACUCAUCAAAAGAAGCAUACAGAAUAUGUAGCACAUAAGAUGGAAGACAUGGUAGAUAAACCGACGUGCUCUAAUAACAUCACGAGUAUACCAUCAACGACGACCAUUCCACCCUCAAGUAUGGCAGCAAUUCAACAAUCUAUGGCGAAUGCUAUGCCACCAUUACUACCAAUACCGGUAUCGCCAUAUGGCGAUACAAUGACUAGGGAUAUGAUGGCGUACUAUACUCAACCGUUUUUUAUGGACGCCGCUGGAAAUUAUCUACCAUAUCCAACACAUUAUAACCCCGCUUAUCCAUAUUUGUAUAAUAUGGCAUACCAACAACAUCGACAGGCAGCACAGCUUUUACCAGCACCACCAGGAUAUGCACAUCAUGCAGUUCACUCACUACCUUACGCACCCUUACCAAGAAACCCAGUAGCAGAUCACUACUACCUUCCAAAUAUGGCAACGAGUUGGUCCAACGUACCCUACAGCAAUAACAUGGCAACACCAUAUCUAAAGCAACCAUCAUCAACGCACGUUUAUGCAGCUGCGAUGCAACAAAAUAUGUCUGCGAGAAUAAAACAAGGUCCCUCGUCAGCACCAUUACCAACAAGCGUGCAUUAUACCACCGAUAAACCCAGUACAGCAGGUCUGUCGAGGUCGCAGAGCUGCUCUACAAAAGUAUUACCCAGAAAUGACAGCGCCUCUCGGAAAUCGCAGGCGACUCAGCAAAGUGUAGUUACCACAACGCCAUGUCCAGAGGUACAAACUCCCUCAACAUCAGCUCAAGUCGCCAAUGGACGCAAAAAAGUCACUAAAACUCAUCGAACUAUAGAAGUCACCAAGCCAGUUGUGCCACCUAAGACUCCAGCAGUGCUGCCGACCUCGACAAAAACAAAUGUGAAUUCUAUAGUGACAGACCUUCCGAACCAAUUGCAAGAGGAAAAGCACUCGAGUUCCCGUACUACUAAGCGGAAAUGUAUUGAUGAUAUACAGGAAGAAGAUGCAUCUGACAAGAAAUUGAAACUAAUGUGCACUGCAUUUAAACUCGAUAACAUUUUACCAUAUCGUCCGAAUAUGGCACGCAAUCGUCCGAAAAAGGAUGAAUCUGAAGCGAAGCAGAUUGCACGUGAACAAAACACCAUCGCAUGCCGCAAGUAUCGACGUAUGCGUAGGAUUGCUAAAAUAAUGGAGCAGAAAUUGAUUGAAGCAGAAUCAGCAAGUGAAUUUGCAAAUAUUCUAUAAUAAGACAUUUGGAAUAGAAAACUUUCUGAAAUUGUAAUAUAUGUAUAUGUAAAUAGAAAGAACACUGAUAGUUUUUUGUAAAUAUUUUUAUUAUAAUAGACUGUUGAUUUUGUUAAGUAUUUUUAAGACAACGGAAAUAAUACAAAUUAAUAACUCAUGGAAACAGAAUUUAAUGUUUUUGUUUUUAUUUUAUUUUAAAUCCAAAAUUAUAAUAGUCAAAAUAUUCGUUAAAAUUUUCUGGCUGUUUCUUGGGCGCCUGAAAACCUAAUCCUCGAUCCCUUAAGAUUCUGAUGUUGAAUUCUUUUGGUAAUACACAAGAAGAAAAUAAUGUGAAAACUUUAAGAGUAUGACGUAAUGGUGGGAAAACAGAUGAAAAUAUAAAUAAUCUCGAAUGUUUUAAAAGUGUAUAGAUUUGAAGUAACCGUAAAUAAAAUAGAGUUGCCAAUUAUUUAUAUAUAUAUGUAUAUAUUUAUUUUGUCAAAGCGUUUUAUGUAAAUGUGUGAAUAUUUCAAAAUAUUUUAGAUACCGGAUAUUUUAUUACUUUACCAUAUAUAAUUCGGAAUGAAAACUAUCGAAAUUCAGUUCAUAAUUUUAUAGUUACCAAAUUAAAGUGGUACAACUGCCAUCAUCAAUGCAACCAAGCUUUGUUUUACACAUUUUAGGCCAGUUUUACUAUUGUGAAUGGUUUAAAUGGCAGUACAAAUCUUAUUUCUUAACAUGAAAUAAAUUUUGUUCUGCAAAAACCGAGCUAUUUUCAUUAAUUUUUUACAUAUAAAAAAUUAAAUAUCUAGUUCAAACUUUUUAAUGUCUUAAACUGAAAUUUUCGAACUAAAAUAUUAAAAACUCCAUUAUUGUGACCUCAUUUCCAGUGAGCGCUCAAAGAAAGAUGCUUCCACGUAGAUAGUGAAAAUAAUGGUUUAGUUAAUAGUUUAAACCAGUACUUAGGCGAAGGAAGAAAAGAAAUUCGUCUAAAAUUUCAUCUAGAUCGGUAGAGUAGUUCACGAUAAAUCUUUGCAAUCGUUUUUAAGUUUUGAGGAAAACGUGUUUAAAGUUUAGAGUGACAGUACCGCUACACUGGAGUUCGCAACUUCUUCAGACUGUAUCUCCACAACUAUUGCUCGGAUCGACAAUUUUAGAAAAGUAUUCUAGUAUUCUAGAGUUGUUGUAGAAUUUAAUAAGACAAUAAAAAAUUAUUUCUUGAAACCGUGAAUCCCAUGGAACCCCAUAAAGUGGUAUAACAAGCAGGUUUUUUAAAUACAACCAAAUUUAUACCAGUUUUACCAUUGUGAAUGUGUCGAAUGACAAAUAACUGUAUGAAGUGAAAACAAAAAUAUUUUUUAUUUGAAUUUAAAAUCUUAAAACUUGUAAUUGUAAACAUUAUAUAUAAUUACUAAAGAAAAUAGGAAGGUGGGCAUAAUGUCUGACCACGAACGUAGACCUAGAAUGUUAAAGAAAAUAUAUUGAACAUAUUAUUAGAAGCAAUUUCGUGCAUUAUAAACAAUCUGCUUAUAUGAUUUCAAUAUUUAAAUUUUAUUUAUAUUUUCAUUUGAUUUCUACCCCGUUACGCAAUAAUCUUAAUAUUUUCAUAUAAUUUUCUUCUUGUGUAUCACCGUCAGAAUUAAGCACCUAGAUAUAAGGUGAUCGAGGACGUAGUUCUCCGAUGCCCCAGAAACAACCACAAAAAUUCAACAAUAAAUUAAAUAAAAUUGGGAUGGGAUCAAUCGAGGAUGUAGUUCUCCGAUGCCCCAGAAACAACCACAAAAAUUCAACAAUAAAUUAAAUAAAAUUGGGAUUUAAAAAAAAAAAAAACAAAAUCAAAUUCUGUUUCAUUUAGUUAUUAAUUUGUAUUAUUUUCGUCGUCAGAAAAAUACUUAACAAAAUCAACAUAACAACUAUAGGUAUCUAAAAUAUUUUGAAAAUUUGUAGAUUUAAAGUAACUGUACAAUACAAAAUAUACAAGAAAUAAUAAAUUAAUUAUAUGCAUACAUAUAUAAACAAAAAAGUUGCAAAGCUGAUUAAAUUAUUGUGAAAAAAUCUAUAAAAUAGUAUUCAAAGUAACUUUGAUGUAUGUAAAUUAAGGGUUCUGGUGGGUUUCAAAAUAAAAUUUCUUAAAAAAUUGUACAAUCUUAUUAAAUUGUACAAUAUGUUCAAAAUAUUAUCCAAAAAUUUCAAAUCAAUCCGAGUAAAAUUCUAUGAGAUAUACCUUACGGAAGUUCCGAUCAUCUGGCUACGUUAGUUACAAUAUAAAACUUUAAGGGGACCCCACAUUCUCGGUUUCAAAAAUCAAAAAUCGAACGAAAUUACGAAAAACUCUUAAAGAUAUAGCCGAUUUAUGGUGGAAGCGUCAGCCGACGGCGAGAGCGCGCACGCAUGGGUAGGGAUGCAAACGAUGUAUCGAUGUUUUUGAAACAUCGAUGCUUUUUGACGAAAACGAUGUUAGCCAUCGAUGUCUCGAAUCUAAAAACAUCGAUGCAUCGAGGUCACUUUCAACGAUGUUUUAUAUAAAAAUUUGACUUCACACCUUCACACUUUUUCGGGUAUUAACUCGAAACUCUUUAUUUGGAUACGCUUUAUUACAUUGAUUCGAUUUUUGUAAAAUACGGAAAAUUCGUUAAGGGAAUGUGCGCUUGGACAAUACUGCGGUUACUUUUAUGAUUUAUUUAUACAAUUUAAUUCUGGCGUAGGCUACUGCGUUAGAUCAGAGAUUCAAAUUACUGCAUUUUAAAGAUGCUAUGGCUGAAAGAAAUACUUUUUUUUUGUUUCAUA
Messenger RNA from Zeugodacus cucurbitae (melon fly), 5297 nucleotides. RefSeq lists its product as uncharacterized. The transcript is spliced from 2 exons. The record is from RefSeq and is a predicted model, not a curated record. NCBI's taxonomy places the organism in Eukaryota, Metazoa, Arthropoda, Insecta, Diptera, Tephritidae. The coding region runs from base 1131 to 2531 and encodes 466 amino acids.